Seriola dumerili (greater amberjack) is the source of this 3064-nucleotide messenger RNA. It is a transcript of the gene ggt5b, whose product is annotated as glutathione hydrolase 5 proenzyme-like. Bases 131 to 1813 code for a protein of 560 amino acids. The record is from RefSeq and is a predicted model, not a curated record. Gene Ontology annotation, molecular function: glutathione gamma-glutamate hydrolase; leukotriene-C(4) hydrolase activity. Lineage: Eukaryota; Metazoa; Chordata; Actinopteri; Carangiformes; Carangidae. The transcript has 12 exons. Gene Ontology annotation, biological process: inflammatory response; glutathione catabolic process; leukotriene D4 biosynthetic process. Gene Ontology annotation, cellular component: plasma membrane.
AGUUGAGAGAGGGAGGAGGGGUAAACUCAGGUUGGGGAUUAGGCAAUAUUCAUUGAGCGUGUGUGGACAUUCACUGAGCAGCGGCAGCAACAGUUUCUACAAACCCAGCCUCCCCACAACAAAAAGUUAAAUGGCUAAAUACAAGCCGUGGCUGGUUUCCUGCUUCAUCUUAGUGAGUUUAAUUUGCGCUGUGGCUCUCAUCUGUUUGUGCAUCGGCUCAAUCGCGGACAGAAGAUGUCCCAGCGGCAGCUUCAGGCGCGCGGCUGUGGCUGCAGACUCCAAGAGCUGUUCAGAGAUUGGCAGGAGCAUGCUCCAGCAGGGAGGGUCGGCAGUAGAUGGCGCCAUUGCAGCUCUUCUGUGCACAUCUGUGGUCAAUCCUCAGAGCAUGGGGAUUGGAGGAGGGUCUAUAUUCACCAUAAGAAAUAAAGCAGGGAACGUUAAAGUCUACAACUUCAGAGAGACUGUCCCUCAGUCAUUCAACGCUAACUUGUUAAAAGAGUGUCCCACCACAUUAAGCCUUUGCACAGGCAGCCAGUGGAUCGGAGUUCCUGGAGAGCUUCGAGGCUAUGAGGCAGUUCACAAGCAGUAUGGGAGGCUGCCCUGGGCCAAGCUGUUUGAGCCAACAAUUGAACUGGCCAGGAAAGGCAUCCCUUUGCCAGCCUUUCUGGGAAGUCUCCUGAACAACCCCAUUGUGAAGCCGUCCAUGGAAAAAUCAUCUCUCUGUUCUCUGCAAAUUGUCUGCAACAAGAACAAAACUGUUCUGAGCACAGGAGACAUUCUGAAGUUUCCUAAACUCGCUGAAACCAUGGAAACCAUUGCAAAGCAAGGGGCAGAUGCCUUCUACACUGGCAAGAUAGGACAUGACUUAAUUCAAGACAUACAAGCUGCAGGUGGGACGUUGACAAUGCAGGAUCUGAAGUCUUUCAAGGUGCUGGAGCAGGAUGCAUGGACAGUUCCUCUAGGAAAUACUCAAAUGCACAUCGCACCACCGCCUGCUGGGGGCGCCCUGCUUGCCUUCAUUCUCAAACUGAUGAAAGAGUUUUCCUUGACUCCAAACUCCCUACACGGUGACCAGAAGAUUCAGAUGUACCAUCAUUACAUAGAGGCUGUUAGAUUUGCUAAUGGACAAAAGAGGAACAUUAAUGAUCCUGACUUCAAUAAUGGAAAGAGUGCAGAUCAUUUGAUUGAUCCCUCCUUCAUUAAGCACAUAAGAGGGAUGAUUUCUUCAAACCGCACCCAUAAUAACUCCUACUACAAUAUCAGCCCUUCCUCUGAUCACGUUGGGACGACACACGUGUCCGUCCUGGAUGAAGAUGGACAGGCUGUGUCUGCCACCAGCACCAUAAACCAAUUAUUCGGAGGUUGCGUUUACUCUCCAAAAACAGGCAUCAUCCUCAACAAUGAGCUGUCUGACUUUUGCGAGAGAGCAGACACUGUUAGAGCAGGUGAACGGCCUCCCUCCUCAAUGACUCCAGUAAUACUGGAGUCAAAGUCCGGCAGAAUCCUUGUUAUUGGUGGAUCGGGAGGAAGCCUGAUCACCACAGCAGUGGCCUUGUCUAUAAUAAAUCACCUGUGGCUGGGGAUGAAUCUGGAAGAUGCCAUUGCUGCUCCCAUAAUUUUUGUUGAUUCGCAUAACAGGGUGAAUUUUGAGCGUGGUUUUAACAAGUCUGUGAGCAAUAACCUGGAAGCUCUUGGACACAGACCUGGAAACUGGCCAUACUUCUUAAACGUAGUCAAUGCUGUAGAGAAGGAGAAAGGCUGCAUUGUGGCUGUGUCUGACAAACGGAAGACAGGAGUGUCAUCUGGAUACUGACCAUACGACGACCAUGAGGACGCAACACCUUCCCACUAAAAUCCGCCCUUAAGACUGACUGAGCUUUUAGCCUUAAGAACGAUGAAUGUGCCACAUCCCUGACAACAAAAUGUGAGCAAUGUGGAGCUUCAGUUCUUCCCUGAUAGAACUGAAUAGCAACAGGAAAUUACUAAUCUCAAAGGGUAAUUCCAGUGUAUCAUAUCUCAGAUCUCAUUUUCAUAGUUUUGGGUAUCAUUUCUAUCGGUUAGACACCAUUGUACCCACCGAAGUAAUUGCAGAGAUCCUGGAAAUCGCCUACAUGACUCCAGAUUAUUUGGAGAUAAAGCGAAUGUUAAAAGGUGAGAAAGAGAAAAUGUGAAUAAAUUCACGUUUGCAUGCACUACUGUUAUGUGAAUAUUAGGAGUUGGCUGCAUAGAGAUGAACACACUAAUUUUCCAGUCGGGUGCCAUGAUGUAAUUGAAGGAGCCUCAAUCAAAUCUCAGAAGGGUGAAAACAAAGUAGAAAAAUGUGGUGGAGAUGUAGCAUUUGUGUUUGUUUCCUGCUCUCAUUUGAUGAAGGUUAGUCUCCUCAUCGCUCCACACAGAUCUGAUGUUUUCACCUAACACUAUUUUGGUUAAGUCACUUGCUUCAUGCAACUCAUGAUUUAUGUUUGUUCAUACUUUAUUUGUCAGAUCUGUUUCUAUUGAACUCUGUCACCUUUUGCUUUUAACCAUACACCAGCUUUUUCACCUCUCAAGUGUUUUUUUUUGUUUUCUUUUAGAUUUUAAUCCACUCAGGUUUUUAAUGUGCAAAUUGAAAAUGCAUAUGAUGAAAACAUUCUUACUGAGUGCACAAGAAAUGUUGGUGAUAAUCAGUCCUGCACAACUACAGCAAGUUUGUUAGGUCAAAGUUGAACCACUAAGUCAGUGUCUAAACUGCUGUGGAUAAUGAGUUGAACGUUUGAGUAAGGACAAAAUAGUCUUAGCCCAAUGUCCACUUACUUGCUAUCAGUCUCUAACAAAUAGAACAUGCUCAUGACAGUUGAAUUGUCUAGAAAACACUUGUAUCUGGACCUUGACUUGGAUUAUUUUGUCAGAAUUUGGGUAAAUUCGUAACAUUUGUCUUUGGCUAACCACAGUGUUGCUGUUGGCAUGUUCCCAGAUCACAGCAAUUAACUUGCUGAUGGUGAUUUAAAGAAAUAGUGCCCCAAAAAAAGUUGCCAUAAAUUGGAACAAUCCUUUGCGCUGAUUGGAUCAUCCAUACAGUAUAUAU